Messenger RNA from Micropterus salmoides (largemouth bass), 2233 nucleotides. It is a transcript of the gene plppr3b, whose product is annotated as phospholipid phosphatase related 3b. NCBI's taxonomy places the organism in Eukaryota, Metazoa, Chordata, Actinopteri, Centrarchiformes, Centrarchidae. Gene Ontology annotation, molecular function: phosphatidate phosphatase activity. Gene Ontology annotation, biological process: phospholipid metabolic process; phospholipid dephosphorylation; signal transduction. The record is from RefSeq and is a predicted model, not a curated record.
GUCAGGAUGAUGAUGAACUCUGAGAAGAUGAAGAAGAAACCUCCAAAGGACAGUCUGACUCUGCUGCCAUGUUUCUACUUUGUGGAGCUGCCCAUCGUGGCUUCUUCUAUGGUGUCUCUGUACUUCCUGGAGCUGACCGACGUGGUCCAGCCGGCCCAGGUGGGGUUCCGCUGCCGCGACAGGGAGCUCAGCAUGCCGUACGUGGACGGAGGAGACGAGCUGAUCCCGCUGCUGAUGCUGCUGAGCCUGGCGUUUGCCGGACCCGCUGCCUCGAUCAUGCUGGUUGAAGGUCUCGUCUACUGCCUGCAGUCCAGACUGAAGCUCCGCAGACCCGAAGGAAGCAUCAACGCAGGAGGCUGCAACUUCAACUCCUUCCUGAGGAGGACGGUCCGCUUUGUGGGUGUGCAUGUGUUUGGUCUGUGUGCGACGGCUCUGGUCACUGACAUCAUCCAGCUGUCGACAGGUUACCACGCCCCGUUCUUCCUCACCGUCUGUAAACCUAACUACACUCUUGCCGGAGUCUCCUGCGACAGAAACGCCUACAUCACUAAAGACAUCUGCUCGGGACAUGACCAGCACGCCAUCAUGGCUGCCAGGUGAGAAACAUUCCCUUCCCAGCAUGCAACUCUGUCUGCCUUCGCUGCUGUUUAUGUUUCUAUGUAUUUUAACUCGACCAUCUCCGACAGCACCAAGCUGCUGAAACCCGUCUUGGUUUUUGCCUUCGCCAUCGCAGCGGCGCUGACGGGUCUGACCCAGAUCACGCAGCAUCGCAGCCAUCCCAUCGACGUGUACGUGGGCUUCCUCAUCGGAGCCUUCAUCGCUGCUUAUCUGGCUUUUCAUGCCGUUGCCAACUUCAAGUCCUCUGAUGACAUCUCUUCAGUCCCGCCUCCCUUGCCCCCUAAGGAGGACCCUCUGCGAGCACUGACAGAGCGGGGACAUGAGUCCGUCUACCACAAGGGCCCCGCCUCCGCCUCAGAGAGUAACGAUGAGAUAGCAGCAAAUCCGGCCCCCAUUGACCGGCUGGAGAGCCUGGGGCCCAUGCAGAGGGAGAAGGACUCAAUGGGGAGCCUGAAGAGGGCCAGCGUGGACGUGGAGCUGCUGGCUCCUCGCAGCCCUAUGGGGAAGGAGACCAUGCUGACCUUCAGUAACACACUGCCGAGAGCUAGCAUGAAUGUUAACGGGGUGCUGGGGGCAAACCCAGGACCGGAGGAUCUCGUGCCGGUGCAGCCGGUGCAGCGGCGUCUGAAGGCUGUGCAGGUUCCCAUGGACCCGAUGCGUUCGCAGCAGCUGGUGUCAGAGUGGACGAAGUCCAUAGAGAUGAGAGGCCUGAACGUCCGGGACGAGGUGGACCGUGAGGACGGCUCUGAGGGGGGCUCUGAGUUGGGCUCUGUGGGGACAGAUGAGGGGGGGUCUCAGGUCCCCAUCUACCAGCCCACAGUGCAGUCUGGGAGGGCAGCCUCUAGUCGCAACCCCACACCACCUCCUGGGGGCGCUAAAGCUGUGGCAACUCCCAGACCACCCCAGAUCCCUGAAGCAGGACCCCCGCCGGUGUCCCCAAAGAGUGCCCUGACCCGGGCCAAGUGGCUCGCCAUCCGAGAGAAAACGAGCGGAGAGGGGUCAGCCCGCGGUGCCACCAACCAGCCACGACUCAUGCAGGUCAUCGCCAUGUCGAAGCAGCAGGGCCUCCUCCCCUCCUCCUCCUCGGGGGAGAAAACCUCUGAGACCACCUCCACCUGCUCCGGCACCUCCUCCACCACUGACUCUCCGCACUAUCGCACACCCUCCGAGCAGCAGCGGGAGGGGUUGGGAAUCAUCACGGUGGAUGCCCACGCCCCUCACCAUCCUGUCGUACAGGCCCCACACCCUCCUCAGGUCCCGACCCUCGCAGGCAACGGUAACCCGUGGGAGUGCGGGGCGUCCAACGCUGGCGACCCGCGAGACACUUAUGACCUCAACAGCUUGAACCGGGGAGACUCCGCCGCCCACGGAAGCAGCUUCAGGCCGCACCGAUCCGCCUCGCCACGUGCCGCAAUUGACCCCGACCUGGCCCUGCCCCCACCUCACCCCCAGGUGGAGAUGUCAGCGGAUACUCAGCGCAGGGAGAUGGCCAUGAGACGCAAGACGGCGCUAGUUCUGUUGGAUCGAGAGAUUCGUAACCAGACUGAACAGGAGAACUAUUACAAGAGCUUGCAGGGACGAAGGUUCAAGGAUUAGUCUCACACCUUUCAAAACA